Molecule: messenger RNA, 9346 nt
Organism: Medicago truncatula (barrel medic)
Lineage: Eukaryota; Viridiplantae; Streptophyta; Magnoliopsida; Fabales; Fabaceae
Product: protein MLP1
Exons: 9
Coding region: 314-8824 (2836 amino acids)
Source: RefSeq, a predicted model, not a curated record
GUUCUCUGUUGUUGCUUGGAUUAUUAGACAGUGAAACGAAAGAGAAGAGAAAAUAACGCUCGCGUGUAUACGUUUCGUUUAGAUCUCAAACACGCUCGCUCUGCUACCAAAAAAAAAAAAAAAACGAAUCGUUGAACCACCACGUUCUCGCCGUGAAUGAAACCCUCCACGACGUCGUUUCACACCUCAAUCAAGGAUAUGAAGAAAAGGAGGAUCUAAACGAGAUUAUGGUUACGAGGAAGUAGGAUUAGAAUAGUCUGUGUGUGAUUACAGGAUAGUUACAGUGGGUAGCAAAAACGGAGUGGAUCGGAAAAUGGACAAAAGUAAGAGCCGUACCGAUCUACUCGCAGCUGGCAAAAAAAAGCUCCAACAAUAUCGUCAGAAAAGAGAGAAUAAAGGUGAUAAAGGUGGUAGUAGCCGCGGGAAAUCAUCAAAAAAAUCUUCCAAACAUCAGCUAUCUGAGUCUGAUGCCGAUUCUGCUAGUGUUACCUCUACAGGAUCAUCUCAGGUUACUGAUGGAAACUUUGAAACCAACAGUGACCCUAAUGUGGUUAUCACUGAAACAUUAGAGUCACAGUCUUUGGCAAGCUCAGGAAAUGCUGAAAAUGUUAAUCCAUCUGUUGAUUCAUCCUCAGUGGCCAUGGCAUAUGAUACAGAUAAAAAAACUGAUUUGGAUUCUACUACUAAGUUGGCACUUCAGGGUGGUGGAGUCCAUGAGAAGGAUUCUGAAUCAUCUGCUCAAGAUCGAGGAGGGAGUUCUCAGAAUGUUGGUGCUAAUGUGGCAAACGAUGUGUAUUUGACAAGCUCGUCGGCUCCUGACAAUGUUGAUCCGUCUUUUGAUUCAUCGUCGGUGGCUGUGACGUAUGAUACAGGCCACGAAACUGAAUUGGAUUUUAAUGCUAAGUUAGAACUUAAGGGUCAAGGAGUCUAUGAGAACGAUUCGGAAUUGUCAUCCCAAGACCAAGGGGGAAGCUGUCAUAAUGUUAGCUCUGAAGUGGCUAAAGAUGUCUCUUUGAACGCUUCAAAUAGGGAAGGAGGAACACAAGAUCAUGCAUCUGAACCUGUUGCCCUUAUGGCCCCAUAUGCUUCUAUUACAACUGCAUUGGGCGAGUCUGUUAUAGAUGAAAAAGAGAGUGAGAAAAGGGAAACAUCAUUGCCUUUAUCUGAGGAUAUUCCCAAUACAUUUGUGGUGCAAACGAGCGAAGAUCAGGUAACAGAUUUAGGGGCAAUGCAGGAAGCUGAUGAUUUGGGUAUGAUGAAAUCUUUUCAAAGCACUGAUGCAAUUCUAGAUGAUCAAAAGGAGAUUCCAUUGUUUGAAGCUGGUGGGAGUGAUCAAUCUCUUCCAGGAAUUGCUUUGCAGAAUGCUAUAACUGAGGAGGCAUCUCAUGAAGCAGAACAACUAGACAUGCCAGUUGAAUUAUUCUCAUCUCUUGUUGGAUCUGCAGUUGAUGAUCCCACUCCGGAGUUGUCCAUAAGAGAUUCUACCAGAUCGUUGGAUCUCUCUCCUAUUUCUGAUGCCCGCUCAGUUGAUCUAUCGCAGCUUGCUGAAUUUAUAAGAGGCCUUAAUGAAGAAGAGUACCAGUUUCUGCUCAAGGCAAGAGAAACAGUUUCUGAUGCAGAUCCUUUAACCAGUAGUUCAGUUUUACCAGAUCAUGACUUUUCAGAAGCAUUUCAGAGACUGAAAGAAGAAUUGUUUCUUGCUAAUAUGAUGCAAAAUAUAUUCAAUAGGCAGCUGGUUGAACAACUGGAGCUCCAAUCGGAAUCUGAUUAUCACCGUGACCAGUUGAUCGGUGAGCUAUCUCAGCUCCAAGUUUCACACAAUGAAGUUAACGAGAACAAUCGACGCCUUAGUGAAGAACUUGCUAACUGUCGCGUAGAACUGCAGAAUAAUUAUAGCAAGAGUGUAGAACUGCAAAACCAAUUUGAUACUGCCAUGGCAGGGGUUGAAGCUCUUUCUGCCAGAGUAGUUGAGCUCCAGAUUAGUUUUGAAAUGUCUCAGAAAGAUUCAUCAGAUCUGUCAACAGAGCUGGCUGACUGCAGAAGUUUGAUUUCAAGUUUACAGGAUGAAAAGAAGGGUGUGAGCGAAACUCUUGAUUUGGUGGUUGCUGAGAAAAAUAAACUCGAGGAGGAGAAGGAAUUUUACCUGUGUGAAAGUAAGAAGCUGGCAACUGAAUUCUCUUCCUUAAAAAGUUCAAUGGAAGGAGUAGAAGUUGAAAAUUCCAAUUUAAUUGACAGGAUCUCUUUGGUGACUGAAGAGAGCAAUAAGAUCAAAGCAGAAGUUGAGCAUCUCUUGCAUGAGGUUGAUAGGCUGUCAUUAGAUUUGGUUGAAAAUAAAGAUUUGGUAGCAAGUCUUCAGGCUGAAAAUUCUAACUUAAAUGAGAACCUUUCAUUGUCAGUUGAUAAGAAUAAAAAUCUGGAAGAUGAGAAUCAAUCUGUUGUUCUUGAGAAUCAAAGGCUCUCUUCUGAGAUUGUUUCCCUACAAGAACAAUUAUCUAUACAAAAGGGAGAAUGCACAAAGUUUGAAGGUGACCUUAAAAAAGCCACAAUGCACUUGGAACAACUCUCCAAUGAAAAUGUAUUACUCAAUAGCAUUUUGGAUGAGCACAAGGCUAAAAUAGAAGAAAUGGAAAACAAACAGAGUCAACAACCAUCUCAACCUAGGGACCUUGGGACACAAGCACAUGAUGGAUGGGACCAAAGUAAGGGCCUUGAAAAUGAAGUCACUGAAGAUUCUCGGCAGAUGGAUCAGGGUAUAGAUGAAGGUGCAGCAGGGGGACCAUUUGAAACUACACCUGAACAAGAAAAUUUCAAUGAUUCUCUUGAGUUUGUUUCGUUGUGGACUGGUUUGAAUGGGGUGGAGAAUGUUUUGGCGAAGCUUGAAAAGGCAAUUAAUGAGUUGCGUUCUCAAUCAGUAAUCUCUGACGGUACUGGCGAGAAGGUUUCUUCACCUGCGGUAUCAAAGUUGAUACAGGCUUUUGAAACAAAAGUAGAUGAGCAUGAGGCAGAGAUAAGUCAAUCUACUGAUGUUCAGUUACAAUCAAAGUCAUUUAUUAUGUUAGAAGAGCAAGUGGGAAACUUGAGAAAAUUGCUUCCUAAGUGCAAGCUGGAUGUUCAGAGUGCAGCUGCAUUGUUCAAGGGGGAACAAGAUGGUAGGAAAAUUGGGGAUGCAAAGUACAGUGAUCUCGAGCACCAGUUUGAAGGAUUGCAGCAGCAUUGUUCAGAUUUGGAAGCAUCUAACAUCGAACUUGCAGUUCAAUAUGAAAUAGUAAAGCAACUUCUGGGUGACAUUCAAGAAAAGAAAUGUCAACUUGAGGAAAUCUGUGAAGCUCUAAAGCAAGAAGAUAUUCGUCUCAAAGCCAAAAAUAGUGAACUCUAUGAAAAGCUUGGAUUUUGUCAUUCAAAAAUUAUUGAAUUGCAUGCUGAAAUGAAUGAUGUGAAACAAAGUUCGAAUGAGAUGUCUUCUGUCAUUGGCAGUCAACUGGAAAAUUUGCAGAAGGAAGUGAAUGAGAGGGCAAUGCUACUUGAGCAAGGCUGGAAUGCCACUAUUUCUGAUAUUUUUGAGUUAGUUGCAAAGCUGAAUAAAUUAGUUGGGGAAACUUCAAAUACAACAGUCUCUUAUGAUACCCGUGAAGGCUUUGAUAUCAGGCAUUUGUUAGAAGCUUCUGUCAGUGCUGCCAGUGAAAUGAUUUUUGAUCUGCAGAAGAAACUUGAAGCUACUAACGUGGAUCAUGAAAUAAUGUCCAUGUCAUAUAAAGAAAUGACCUCAAAAUGCGAUCAUCUGCUUGGGAGGAAUGAAAUGGCUAUCGAUGUAUUGCACAAGAUGUACAGUGACCUGAGGAAACUUGUGCCUAGUAGUGGUUUGUCUUUGGAUGAAGAUAAGAAGAUAGAUGAGCAAAGUGAGGCACUGCCUGAUCUGCUAAACUUUAGCAGCUAUGAGACCAUCAUGAAGCAUUUGGGGGAUAUGUUGAUUGAAAAGCUGGAACUGGAGUCUGUUACCAAGAAGAUGAAGUCAGAAUUGGUGCAGAAGGAAACAGAAUUGGAAGAAUUGAAGAUGAAGUGUCUUGGUUUAGAUUCUGUUGGGAAGCUAAUUAACAACGUCGCAGGUGCGCUGAAUGUGGAAACUCCCAAUAUCGAAAUAAACACGUCACCCCUUUUGUACUUGGAUUCACUAGUGUCUAGUCUUGUACAGAAAACCAAAGAGGCUGAAAUCCAGAAUCACACCACUAAAGAAGACUUUGGAUCUAAGGAGAUGGAAUUGGAUGAACUGAAAGAAAAGGUGCAUUACCUAGAUACGCUGCAUCUUGAGAAUGAAAAUGAAAUAUUUGUUCUAAAGGAAAGCUUACAUCAAGCUGAGGAAGCUCUUUCUGCUGCCCGUUCUGAAUUGCGUGAGAAAACAAAUGAACUCGACCAUUCAGAACAACGAGUAUCCUCCAUCCGGGAGAAACUUGGCAUAGCUGUUGCCAAGGGAAAAGGGUUGGUUGUACAGCGGGAUGGCCUCAAGCAGAGUCUAGCUGAGACAUCUACUGAAUUGGAGAGAUGCUUGCAAGAGUUGAAGUUGCAAGAUACAAGACUUCAUGAGCUUGAAACGAAACUUAAGAUCUAUUCAGAAGCUGGUGAACGUGUGGAAGCUCUGGAAUCUGAACUUUCAUAUAUCCGUAAUUCGGCCAAUGCCUUGAGAGAGUCAUUUCUCCUCAAAGAUUCAAUGCUUCAGAGGAUAGAAGAGGUUUUGGAAGACCUUGAUCUGCCUGAGCAGUUUCAUUCGAGUGACAUAAUUGAAAAGGUUGAUUGGUUGGUUAGGUCAGUUGUUGGCAACUCAUUGCCCAUGAAUGAUUGGGAGCAGAAGGAUUCUGCAGGAGAACGAUCAUACUCUGAUGCUGGUAAUGCUGUAACAGAUUCUUGGAAAGAUGAUAGUCAGCUGCAACCAGAUUUAGGGGAUGAUCCAGGAGGGCGUUCAUACUCUGAUGCUGGUUUGGCUGUCACAGAUACCUGGAAAGAUGAUAGUCAGCAACAACCAGAUUCAGAGGGUGAUUUUCUAAAAAACUUCGAGGAGUUGCAGAGUAAAUAUUAUAGGCUGGCUGAACAAAAUGAAAUGCUGGAGCAGUCAUUGAUGGAAAGAAACAGCUUAGUUCAGAGAUGGGAGGAGCUUGUAAACAAGAUUGAUAUGCCUUCACAUUUGCGGUCUAUGGAGAUGGACGAUAGGAUCGAAUGGGUGGGGAGAGCACUUGCCGAGGCUAAUCAUCAUGUAGAUUCUCUGCAGCUGAAGCUUGAAAGAUAUGAAAGCUAUUGUGGGUUGCUAAAUGCUGAUCUGGAAGAGUCUCAGAGGAGACUGUCCGCUCUUCAUGAAGACCAUAGAGCUCACACUUCUGAGAGAGAGCACCUUUCUGAAAAAUUAGAGGCUCUGAGACAUGAAUGUGAGAAACUAUCAGUGCAGACAAGGGGAACUGAACUUGAGAAUGAAAAUCUGCACAAUGAAGUAACUAGUUUGAAGGAUCAAUUGGAGCAGAAAGCUGAAAUUGAAGAACAAAUUUUCACCAUUGAUGGCAAGCUAAAAAAAUUACGAGACAUAGUUGGUGAUGCCUUGUCAGAAUCUGUAACAGAAUAUCGGGUUUCUGAUGGUGCAAAUAUUGAUUCUUUGGAAGAAUUGCUGAGAAAGCUUAUUGAAAAUCAUGCUAUUUUGAAGGAUCAAUUGAAGUGGAAAGCUGAAAUUGAAGAACAAAUUUUCACCACUGAUGGGAAGAUAACACAAUUACGAGACUUAGUUGGUGAUGCCUUGUCAGAAUCUGAAACAGAAUACCGGGUUUCUGAUGGUGCAAAUAUCGAUUCUUUGGAAGAAUUGCUGAGAAAGCUUAUUGAAAAUCAUGAUAGUUUGAAGGAUCAAUUGAAGCAGAAAGCUGAAAUUGAAGAACAAAAAGACGAUCCUACUCUUCAUAACGAACAAGCAGAUAUUGACAGAUACAAGAAAGAUCUGGAGGCAGCUUUAAGCGAAUUGGAGCAGUUGAAAGAGGAGGGUGAGAGAACUUUGGAAAAGCAAAUAUCACUAUCUGGUGAAGUUGAAGCUUUGAGUAAAAGAAUUGGGGAGUUGCAAGAGCUUCUUAAUCAGGAAGAGCAGAAAUCAGCUUCUGCUAGAGAGAAAUUAAAUAUUGCUGUCAGGAAAGGGAAGUCGCUGGUGCAACAAAGAGACAGUCUAAAACAAACCAUUGGAGAGAUGAGUGUUGAGAUGGAGCACUUGAAAUCUGAGAUCAACAAACGGGAACACACUAUUGCAGAGCAUGAACAGAAGUUGAGUCAGUUGUCAACCUACCCAGAUAGAUUAGAAGCUCUUGAAUCUGAGAGUUCUCUUCUGAAGCAUCGUUUGGAAGAAAAUGAACACCAUUUGCAGGAGAAAGAAUAUUCCUUGAAACUGAUUUUGAACAAGUUAGGUGAGAUUGAUGUUGGCGGUGAAGGCCAUGUAAGUGAUCCGGUGAAGAAGGUGGAAUGGGUUGGAAAGCUGUGCGCUGAUCUGCAUAAUUCGGUCGCUUCUUUAGAACAAGAAACCAGGAAAUCUAAAAGAGCAUCUGAGCUCUUGUUGGCAGAGUUGAAUGAGGUUCAAGAAAGGAAUGAUAGUUUUCAGGAGGAGCUUGCUAAGGUGGCUGAUGAACUUGUGGAUCUCAGAAGAGAAAGGGAUUCAGCGGAGGCUGCCAAACUGGAAGCUCUUUCACAUCUUGAAAAGUUAUCUACAUCGCAUGAGGAAGAAAAAAAGAGCCAUUUUUAUGAGCUCGUGGAAUUAAAAUCUAGCAUGAUCCAAGUAUGGAAAGGCUUUAGUGAGGUUCAGAAUUUACUGGCUAAGGCUUUUUUCACAGAUUUGGAGUCUUUUCGGAAUGUGGAAGCUGGUCUUGAGUCGUGUAUGAAAGGAAACAAUACUCCAUAUGUGAUGGGUUCAUCUUUCAGCGAAGAACAUGAUGGUAUUUUACGCAAGUCAUCAGAUGAUAAGAAGAGCUCCGUGUAUGCAGAAUCUUGGUCAGAAUUCGGCACCAUUGACCACUACAAUGAUAAUACCAUUAUUGACAGUUUUCGUCUAUUUCGGCAUAAGCUACAAGAGUUUAUGGUGGAGGUCAGCUCUCUUAAGGAAAGAAUACACGUGCACUCAAGUUUGGCACAGGAACAAGACAAAACUGUGUCGAAACUAAUGACAAAUGUUCAGAGGGUAAUUACUUCCCAAAGAGAAUCAUGUGAAAAGAUGAAGACAGAAGUUAGUAAACAAGAUCUGCAGCUUGUUGCAUUGCGUGGGAACAUUGCCCACCUAUAUGAAUCAUGCAUCAAUUCUGUCGCUGUACUUGAGACCGGAAAAGCUGAACUGGUUGGAGAGAAGGUUGAAUUUUCAGAUCCAGGGAUUAACUUGAAAACAUUGUCAUUUGAUGAGGAAAUAUCUGAGGAAUGUAUUAAAACCAUGGCAGAUAGACUGGUGUUGGCAACAAAUGGGUUUGCUAGCAUAAAAACUGAAUUUUUGGAUGCUAAUCAAAAGGAAAUGAAGGCUACUAUAACAAAUUUACAGAGGGAGCUUCAGGAGAAGGAUGUUCAAAGAGACAGGAUUUGUGCAGACCUUGUAAAACAGAUUAAGGAUGCUGAAGCUGCUGCAAACAGUUACUCUCAAGAUCUUGAAUCUCUUAGGACACAGGAACAUAAUUUAAAAGAACAGGUGGAAGUGAUUGAGGGAGAAAAGAAGAUACUUGAGCAGAGAAUCAAGGAGCUGCAGGAUAAGCAAGGGACUGCGGCUGCUGAAUUAGAGGAUAAAGUGAGAUCUCAUAGUGGUUUGCUGGCUGCCAAAGACCAAGAAAUUGAAUCGCUAAUGCAUGCACUUGACGAGGAAGAGAUGCAAAUGGAUGAACUGACAAAGAAAAAUGCUGAACUUGAAAAGGCUGUUCAACAAAAGAAUCAAGAGAUUGAGAACCUUGAAUCUUCUCGUGGUAAGGUUAUGAAAAAGCUUUCCGUAACUGUAAGCAAGUUUGAUGAGCUUCAUCAACUGUCUGCAAAUCUCCUUUCUGAGGUGGAAAAGCUUCAGUCCCAGUUGCAAGAAAAAGAUGCUGAAAUUUCUUUCUUAAGGCAAGAGGUUACUAGAUGCACCAAUGAUGAUCUUCGUGCAUCACAACUGAGCAACCAGAGAAGUCUGGAUGAGAUCGUUGAGUUCUUUAAGUGGGUUGACACAAUCGUAUCUCGAGAUGGGAUGGAUGAUUUGCCUCCUGAUGUGAAGAGUGAUACUCAGGUUCAUGAGUACAAAGAAAUACUUCAUAAGAAGUUGAUGUCUCUAAUAUUAGAAUUGGAGAAUCUAAGGGAAGAUGCAGAAAGCAAGGAUGAAAUGUUGCAAGCAGAAAGGAAUAAGGUGGUAGAGUUGAACCACAAAGCGGAAACUCUUGAGAAGUCCUUGCAUGAGAAAGAAUCACAAUUGAAUUUGCUUGAUGGUGUGGAAGAAACUGGAAAGGAGGUUGGCACUAGCUCAGAAAUUGUGGAGGUAGAACCAGUGAUAAAUGAAUGGACAACAACGGGGACUUUUGUUACACCUCAAGUUCGAAGUUUGCGCAAGGGCAAUAGCGAUUAUGUUGCCAUUGCUGUUGAUGAAGACCCUGGUAGUACAAGUAGGAUAGAAGACGAAGAUGAUGACAAGGUUCAUGGUUUCAAAUCACUCGCAUCAUCCAAAAUUGUCCCAAGAUUUACAAGACCAGUGACCGACUUGAUUGAUGGCUUGUGGGUUUCUUGUGAUCGGACUUUAAUGAGACAGCCAGUCUUGCGGCUUGGAAUUAUAAUUUAUUGGACCAUAAUGCACGCUCUCCUUGCUUUCUUUGUUGUCUGAGGGUCCUGAUUUAUGUAAUGCUCUGAGUUGCUUUUGUAUAAUUAAUUGGCCUUAAAAUCCUAAGCCUGGCACAGGAGGUGCCAUAUAUAAGAUUGGGGAUAUUCCUCUGAUAGUUGAAAAAAAUACUCAGUUUAGUUGUACAGUAUCUUCCUUCAACUUGCUUCUGUCUGUAAUGGUUCAACAAUUAUAAGCCAUAAGAAAAUAAAGAUGCAGCUGUGCAUUGAAGAAAAGAUGAGAAAGCAGAUUGCUCAAUAUUUGAAGAGCAAUGGAUGAAGAGCCUGCUACAUGAAAACACAAGGACAAGGUGGUGGUUUUUACAAGAUCAGAUCAAUUUGAUACUGACUGUUUUUUUUAAAGGGAUACUGGGAUAGCAAGUUUUGGGUCAUGUGAGCUUGAUAAAUGAGCAGUUAGCUAUAGGAAAAACUUAAUUCUUUUGUAAGAUUUUUUUUCCUGCUUAGCCAUAAAGAAAUUUGAGUUGCUAUUCUUUUUUCAUAUAUUAUAUUAAUCAUAGCAUUAUUAUGA